GGCAUUGCGGCACGACCGACUAUUUUCCGCGACUCAGUAGCCACGUCUGGGCAUGCGCAGAGAAAGAGCUGAGGCACGCGAGGGUCUUGGAAUUUCCUUAAAAUUUUAUUGCUUUAGUUUUGUUUUCCCGCUGGUUUAGAAGAGCGACCGGAAACCUCAAGUAGAGGAGACAGGAUUCUGGUUGCGGAAGCACGGGUUGGCCUGAUGAACCUUCAGUCAGAAAUUGCCCGAAGCCAAAGAGUAGUCAGAAAAGCCUUCUCGAGGUGAGAAACGAAGGUUCUGCCUUCCGAGAGCCUGGCUGAAGAAGAUGACUGAAGAUCAGACUUUGCUUGCCGUGCAGGAGGCCCUGAGGAAGUGCUUUCCCGUGGUGCAGGAGCAGCAGGGCUUGUGGCAGAGUGCUCUGAGAGAGUGCCCGCCCCUCCUGGCCUCUCUUAGCAACCUGGCAGAGCAGCUGCAAGCCGCACAGAACCUGCGAUUUGAGGAUGUGCCCUCACUUCGGGCCUUCCCGGACUUAAAGGAGCGGCUGAGGCGCAAGCAGCUGGCGGCUGGUGACACUAUCCUGGACAAGCUAGGAGAGAGGCUAACCACCCUCCUCAAGGUGCGUGAUGUGGUCAGCAGCCACGUGGAGCGCGUGCUUCAGAUCUAUGAGCAGCACGCAGACACGAUUGGCCUCGAUGCUGUCUUACAGGCUUCAGCUGCGAGCCCCUCUGUGGCUGAAAUGUUGGAGUGGUUGCAGGACAUUGAGAGGCAUUAUCGGAAUUCGUACCUGAAGAGGAAGUACCUCCUGUCCUCAAUCCAGUGGGAAGACUUGGGAAACAUCCAAGCUUUGCCCAGAGCCUGGGACCGAAUCUCAGAAGAUGAACACCCGGACCUUGUACGAGGUGCUGGUUUUCAUGUAGCCCUUCGUGUCUGCUCCUCUCCUUUCUGUGUCUAGCCUCUAUGGAAGCAUGAAGAAUUUCCCUCUCCUGGUGCCUCUAGCUUUUACAAAUCUGGUGUUUUGUGUUUUCUGGAGAGCUGGUAUGCCACAUGUUCUUUCUCUUCCUGUUCUAGAUGUCCUCUUGAAUGUUUCCUUCUUCCUGGAAGAGUGAAGAAGCCGUGUGUUUAUUGGGAGACUAGGGGGACACAGGUGAAGACCGACAUUGCUGCCCUCUGAUAUGUCUAAAGAAAUGUCAGUACGGCGUCCUGACUUACUGGAAGUGUCAGUGCCCAGCGCCUGAGGACUGGCUCUUCAGAGGAUUCUGCUGGACAUUCCUGAUGUUGGGGCUGCUUCAUGCUGGGUCAGGGGUGAGGGUACACGGUCACCCCUUGCCCUUUCCUAAGACUCAGGAGAGUGGACAGAGGCAGAGAGGAUGCAGGAAAGGUGGUGCAGAAGAACGCCAGGGACAGAAGCAACAGCUACAGAAGUGGUGAGGAAGGAAAGGGCCGGGGUAGAGUGGGCUCCACCCCCAGCAUCAUCCAAAGCCCUGAGCCUCGUUGACCCCAGGGCCUGGUCUCCUCUCCUUUUGUCAGUACCUGACUCCUUGAUGGAAAAAAGUGUGGCUUUGAUGAUUUAAAGAAGUGGAGGUGAUGUUGAUGGAAAACUCAUUGUUUUCCAGUUGCAACGGCUCCUUAUCAUCAGGACACUUUCUAGAGUCUUCCACCAGGGGGAGGUGAAGCAGCAUGGAUUCUGAGUGUUUUGUGUUUGGAGCUGUUCCUUGUUGCUCUUACUGACAGUAAGUAACUGGGGAUAGUGGGGCUCUUAAAAUAACAGGGUUUUCUUUUUACCAAAGCCAGCAGCCAAUUUGCUACAGGCCCCUGAUCUUGGAGUAGCUGCAUGGAUGGGAGGUCACUAGCCCAGAGUCAGGCAAUCAGGAUUGUGUUUCUGAGACCCAGUGCCUUCAACUGUGAAAUGGUCAUGGUCCUUGCAGACCUGUCAGCUUCCUGGGCUGGUUAAAAAUCUCGGUCAAAGUGAAAAUGACUUUUUAAGUUACAGGAAUGAUGAUAUGCUUUUUAAGAAAUUAUAGAAAAAUUGUGGAAGACAUUUAAAAUGUAGAAAAGCAUAAAACGAACUCUAUCAGAUAUUUUAUAUGUAUCUUUUCAGCAUCCAUAGUCACAAUUUUCUUAACAAAACAAUUUGGGUAUCAUUGAUACAUACUGUUUUUCAAAUUGUCUUUAAAAAGCACCUUUAUAUAGUUUGGCUAGUUUUUCAUAUCUCUCUGAAUAUAGCUCAACACAAUUAUAUAUACCAUUCUAUGGAUUAUUAUAGUCUUAUGUUUUACAUGUAUUUUUUAAGUCUUCAUGUUUUUCUACCUGUGCGUGCAUGCUAAGUCGCUUCAGUCGUGUCCAA
Molecule: messenger RNA, 2326 nt
Organism: Odocoileus virginianus texanus
Lineage: Eukaryota; Metazoa; Chordata; Mammalia; Artiodactyla; Cervidae
Source: RefSeq, a predicted model, not a curated record